Molecule: messenger RNA, 756 nt
Organism: Myripristis murdjan (pinecone soldierfish)
Lineage: Eukaryota; Metazoa; Chordata; Actinopteri; Holocentriformes; Holocentridae
Gene: pttg1
Product: PTTG1 regulator of sister chromatid separation, securin
Exons: 6
Coding region: 147-698 (183 amino acids)
Biological process (GO): chromosome organization; homologous chromosome segregation
Cellular component (GO): cytoplasm; nucleus
Source: RefSeq, a predicted model, not a curated record
GACGACGGGGCGCAAUUUAAAAAGGCGCCGCGGCCACCGGCGAACUCAUUCAUAUCAAAACAAAACAGCGGAGUGAGAAGCCUGGUUCAAGUAUCGAGUGAACAACCCAGUGGCGUCUGGCGAACACCAUCAGGUUUACAGGUGAUAUGGCCAACAUAAUCUUUGCGGAGAGGGAGAAUGCAGGUCUGCAUGCAGCUACACUGAAAAUGCGACCGCGGCUUCAGUCUGCUCCAGACAACAUAUUGAAAACGUCCUUAACUGGCAAAAAGUGCCACACUCCUCUGCCAUCUGGUCGUAAGGCUUUAGUGGCAGUUAACAAGAUUGCCUCGACUCCUGCCGUACAUGAACAAAAGAAACACCAGAAGACACAGGAGGCCAAAGAGAAGUGUGUUCCCCAGACCAAAGUGGAGGAAUACCCAGACAUUGAGAAGUUCAUCCCUUAUGACCCACUAGAAUUUGAAAAGUAUAGCAUAAGUGAAGAUUUGGUUCAUCUGGGUGGCCUUUCACUGCCUGGACUCGCCCGUUUCCCACAAACAACUCUGUAUGAGGACAACUUGGAAACAUUCGAGGCAUUCACACCCCCAUCCCCUUUAAAGAUGCCACAACGUCGAGACACCUGUAAGGCAGAGCUGGACGCCUUCCUUCAAACGCUCGAUGAACUGACCAUCGACCUCCCUCCAGAAUCUGACUGCUUGUGAUUUUUGCCCUGUAUAUUGUGACGUCUUUUUAUUGAAAUAAAGUUUGCUUUUAAUUAGU